Messenger RNA from Spea bombifrons (plains spadefoot toad), 3013 nucleotides. It is a transcript of the gene MATR3, whose product is annotated as matrin 3. Gene Ontology annotation, molecular function: RNA binding; zinc ion binding. Lineage: Eukaryota; Metazoa; Chordata; Amphibia; Anura; Pelobatidae. The record is from RefSeq and is a predicted model, not a curated record. The transcript has 15 exons. The coding region runs from base 224 to 2827 and encodes 867 amino acids. Gene Ontology annotation, cellular component: nucleus.
GUUUUGUUCGACGUGUGUGUGCGCCGAAGGACGGUUUUGUUGCGUGGAAGGCUGGACAGUAGUUUCUCAUCUUUACUUGUGUGGCCUCUUUCUGCUUCAAGAAGAAUCUUCAAUAAAUGUUUAAUUCUUGGCAUUACAACGUUCCUUGGUGUAAAUACAUUUCAUAGUGUGGGACAUUUUUGAUUUUGCAUCUGACAUUUUGACUUCCAGUCACAGUGGCACAAUGGCACAAAAGUCCUAUCCACAUUCAUCUUUAAAUAGAGAUUUGUCUGGCCAUCACAGGCGUGAUACUUCUGGAGCAGGCAUUCUUGCUGCUAAUCAGUCCUUAUCUAUGCCAUCUUCUCUUGGAAGACUGAGCCAAGGCUCUGGUCGUCUUGCUAGCUUGAUGGAUCUUGGAGCAGCGUCUAAGUUAAACAUGCAGGGAUCUCAUAAUAUGCUGUCGUCCAGUUCCUCUUCCCACAACUUGCCCUCAAUAUUUAAUAUUGGUAAUAGAGCUGCAUCCUCUCUUUCUUCUCAAUUUCGAGGAGACUCUGAUCAGGCCAGCAAAAUUUUGGCCAGCUUUGGCCUUUCCUCCAGGGAUUUGGAUGAGUUAAGUCGUUACCCUGAGGAAAAGAUAACUCCUGAAAAUUUACCACAGAUUCUUCUACAGCUUAAAAGGAGGCCAUCAGAAGAACUUCCUUUAUCUUACAGGGAAGGCAGAUCCCGAGAAAGAGGACUUAGUGAAGACUGGGAAGAUUCAAGACCAUACAGGAGAGAGCGUUUUGAUGACAAUGCAUCUGAUCUCAACCCAAUUGUUGAUUAUGAUCAUGGGAAUCACUCUCGAGAAACUAGUUUUCGUGAGCGAAUAGAUUUUGAGAAUGACAGAUUAAAAGAGCGAGAGCGGUUCAGAGAAGGAAAUGUGUUUUCUGAAAUCUCAUAUAGUAAAUAUGAGUAUGACCAUUUGGGGUACAGUCGGUCACAAGAAAGAGCUCUUUAUGAAAAGACAAGAGGAUUGCCAUCAAGUAGCAAUAUUGAUGACUACCAUGGACUUUUACCAAAAGGUUUCCCUCAUGUUUGUACUAUUUGUGAUAUGCAAGCUCAUUCAAAGCAGGAGUGGAGUCAGCAUAUAAAUGGACCUACACAUAGAAGACGUUGCCAGCUGCUUCUUGAAAUAUAUCCAGAAUGGAACCCAGAUGCUGCUCAUGGAAUGGGUGAUUCAUUUAUGCUUCAACAAUCCACCAACCCCGCACCCGGUAUUUUGGGUCCACCACCACCACCGUUCCAUAUCGGAAGUGGUCCUGAUGGAGGUCGUGGAAGUAACAGAGGAAACCUCAGGAAUGAAGAGGUGUGCAGAUCAAGACACCUUCAGAAAAGCAAACAGGAAAACAGUAGAGUUGUUCACAUAAUGGACUUCCAGAGGGGAAAAAACUUAAGAAGUCAGCUGCUACAGCUUGUAGAGCCUUUCGGAGUGAUUACAAACCACCUUAUUUUGAAUAAAAUAAAUGAGGCCUUUAUUGAAAUGUCUGCUUCAGAUGAUGCCUUGGCUGUAGUGGAAUAUUAUAGGAAUACUCCAGCUCUUGUACUUGGACAUCCAGUCAGAGUCCAUUUGUCUCAGAAGUAUAAGAGAAUCAAGAAACCUGAGGUGAAAACUGAAGAAAAAUCUAGCUUCAAACCGGAUACUGGUCGAGUGAUACAUCUAAGCAAUUUACCCCAUUCUGGUUAUUCUGAUGGUGCAAUUGUCAAGCUAGCAGAGGGGUAUGGAAAAGUGAAAACCUACAUAUUGAUGAGAAUGAAGAACCAGGCAUUUAUUGAAAUGGAGAAGGCGGAAGAUGCGCAUACAAUGGUUGACCACUGUCAAAAAAACCCCCUUUGGUUUCAGGGAAAAGGCAUAAAGGUAGACCUUUCUGAAAAAUACAAGAAACUGGUUCUAAGGAUUCCAAACAAGGCAAUUGAACAACUUCAAAAAGAAAAAAACAGAAAAAGAGCUCAUUCACCAGACCACAAGGAAGGAUCAAGUGAUAAGAAAGCCAUUAAAGUGGAAGGCGGUUCCAGCACAAGUAAAUCUAUAUCCAGUACAGUUGAAAAUAAAAUAUGUUUUGAGAGUGAUUCAGUUCUAUUGGAGGAGAUAAAACCAAAUGAACAAAUUGCUGGAAAAGAAGAAUUGACAGUUAAACAUGAGAGUGACUUUUUAGUGCAAGAGGAAGAAGCAACAGCACUCCUAGAAACAAGUAGUUCAGUUGGUGAUGAAGCUGAAGAGCUUUUGGAUGAAAAUGUGAACAAAGAUGUGUCAGGCACUUGUUCUGUUGUGCAAGAAACUGAAGAUGUAAAGAAAAAGGCUUCACAUGAUUUCCCGAGUAAUAUGGAAGAUUUUGUUACUCUGGACGAAGUUGGUGAUGAUGAAGAGGUAGAUGCAGAAAAGUUGAAAUAUGCUUUGGCAGAUGAGUCUUGUGAGGAUUCAGCACCAAAAACCGAUGACAGUUUGGUUGAAAUGGUCAUGGCCAGCACAAGUGUUGAUGAACCAGAGCAUGAAAGCGAAGGGACAGACGACAAGGAUGUGGUAAACACAGACACAAAUGAAUCUGCUAAUGCUCUUCAGUCUAAUGAAAAUCCAACUGAAGUGAUUUCAACAGAUUUACUGAAAACUUGUAGUCUUGGUCCAUUUCAACCAGAUAAUCCAGUUGGUGUGGAUUAUGUUGUACCAAAGACUGGAUUUUACUGCAAACUAUGUUCAUUGUUUUACACAAAUGAAGAGGUUGCUAAAGUUACGCAUUGUAGCAGCUUAGGCCACUAUCAAAAACUAAAGAAAGUCCUGAUAAAGAUUGCCAAGAAUACAAAGAAAAAGGCAUGAGGAUCAAAACCUGUCCUGUGUCGAAUAAUUUUCCUUGUGUUUAGAGCAUUAAAUACUUGGUUUCUUUUGGUUUUUUAUUUCCGGUGUUUCAGUAUUCUUAAAUAUGCUAGUUUGUUUUUAUUGCAUUAUACAAUAUCAGAUUUUUUUUGUCUUUGAUUGUACAAACAUAAACUCACGGUAUGCAGA